Molecule: messenger RNA, 2007 nt
Organism: Bathycoccus prasinos
Lineage: Eukaryota; Viridiplantae; Chlorophyta; Mamiellophyceae; Mamiellales; Bathycoccaceae
Exons: 1
Coding region: 1-2007 (668 amino acids)
Biological process (GO): cell division
Molecular function (GO): protein binding
Source: RefSeq, a predicted model, not a curated record
AUGACGAUGCCACCAUUUUCUACCAGGAACGAGAACACCACUCCCUCUUCAUCCGCUGUAGAAUUCCAAAGAACGCAAAAGCAAGUCCUGUCCAUGGCACCGCACGAAAUCUGGUCGUUAGGCGGUCGCGCAAAAGUCACAACGUUGAACGCAUCGGGAGCGUUCGAGUCCGCUGAGCUGCUCUGUUCGUUUAUACACCACGCGGAACAAUCAGUCGUAUCGCCUGUGAGGGCAUCAUCGACCGUGGAAGAGAACGAUAUGGUGUUGACUUGGAGGUUAAAAGCGAUCGAUUGCGUGAACUUUGCGACGUCGUUCAUGGGAAAGGAGGAAUAUCUCAGAGCUUUGAAAUGGUUCGAACAGGCGAUGGACUUCGAGAGAAACUUUCAACAACUUUCCUCGUCGAACAUCGAAGCGGAAGAACAUAAUAACGAAGCAGAAAACAGUUCAGAAGCGCAUCGCUACGCCAUGGAUAAUUUUGACGCGGACGAGGUGAAGUUACACGUGAUGGAGUGUCUCUUCAAAACGCAGCAAUAUCUGCGGGCCAUCGAGUGUUUCGAGGCGACCAACGGGUACGAAAAAGAACAACAGCGAGAAGGAGACGAGACGAUGACAGGGACGCAAACGGCAAAGAAAUACAAAACAGGGGAACAGCACGAUUCAACAAUGACGGCGAUAGUGCCUCUAAAAUACCACUUGUUGAAAGCGAAAGCGCACCAAGCUUUGGGACACACGCAAAAAGCGAUGCGAGCGUACGAGUUUGUCUUCAAAAACGACGCCUCGUAUUUAGAGUGCGUGCCGCAAUUAAUAUCGUUAUCGCCAGUUGGGGGUCAACGCGCGCGAGAGAUUUUCACCCGCCACUGCGAGAAGAAUAGCUUAGGGGGUCUCGUUGAAGACAUGCUCGUGGGAGGAUCGGCGAAUUACCGAAAAACGAUACACUGUUGGAUCGACGCCAUGGAAGGAUUGGAAAGAAAUAGCGUCAGACAGGCGUCCCCACACGUGACCAAGUUGAUGAAAGACCGACCGAAACAACCAGAGGUUUUAAUUAUGAAAGCUCGAUGGGAUGGUUUGAGAGGGAAGCCGGAUAAGGCGAUGGAGGCGUACGAGAUGGUCGUGAAAAUGGACAACAAACGCGUAACGAACAUGGAAAAGUACGCCGCCGCGCUCCGAGAUGCGAGAGAGGGUGAAAAAUUGAGAAUCUUGGCCCAGCGUUUGUUUGAAAUCAACGAGAAUUCGUGCGAGUCUUGGAUAGCUUCGGCGAUGGCGUCAGAUUUAUCGAAGGAAAAAGAGAAGGCGUUAUCGUUUGCACAAAAAGCGAGAGAUUUAAAUCCGAGAAACCAAGUCGCUUUGGUAACGUUGGGAGAAUGCGCGAUGAAAGUGAAGAAAACAGACGUCGCCAUAGCGUGCUUUCGAGGCGCGAACGAAGUGAAACCGAGUUUGAAGUCCUACCACGGACUCGUCAAAGCGUACUCGGCGGCAGGGAGACGGAAAGAAGCCAUCGAAAGCGCGCAAGCGGCGACGGAGUUGAACACGCACUCGGCGUUUGCCGCCUCGUUAUUAGGAGACGCACACAAACGCGUUUCUGGAGACAUUGGUUUGAAAAGAACGAAAGAUGCGUUUGCGAAAGCGUUACAAAUGGAUCCAAGCUUAUUGAGAGCGGCGUUUGGCUUGGCGGACGCGUGCAUGCGAGACAACAACGACGUCGAGCGCGCCAAGUUUGUUAUUAAAAACAUUCUCGAGAAACAUCCGCCGAAAGAUGCGCAGAGUAAGGUGAUGUUGCACGUGAAGUACGCUACGAUUCUCGUGGAGAUGAACGAAAGGGCCGAAGCUGUGCAACACUUCCAAAGUGCGUUAGGAAUCGAGCCAAAUAACGCUCGAGCGAAAUCCGGAUUGGAGUCGUGCGAAAAAGCGCUCAGGGCGGCGCAAGCAAACGCGAGAGGAGGUGGCGGCGAUGGAAACGUGGUGGAUGACGCGGAAAUGGAAGAAGAGGACGGAGAGGAUGAAGAUUAG